UCAAAUCACCAGACAUUCAAAUUCAAAAAAAUUCGUUUGGAAAAAAUAUCGGCAAAAAAAAGCAGAUAAUGGAUUAUAAUGCUUUGAGAAGUAAAUGACGAUCCAAUUUUACUUGAAAAUGGAAGUUGAUAACGAAGCGAAAUUGGAUAUUUCAAUUAAAGAGGAGGAAAUUACGAUAGAUCAAAAGGAUUUGAGAGAAUUGCAAUUACCGGAUGAUUAUACUUAUCAUGUUAAAACUAUAAAAUUAGAAGAAAAAUCAUCUGAUCCAGAUUAUGUCAUAAAUGAUCUUAACUCUACUUCAUCAUCAGAAGACGAGAAAGUUUCGAAAUCCAUAAUGUAUUUUUGUCAAUAUUGUACCUUCAAAACGAAAUACGGAGGUAACUUAAAACAGCAUCAAAAUUCGCUACAUCUGGGAAAAGUUGAACUCUGCCAGUUCUGUGGAAGAAAAUAUAAAGAUCGUAGUAAUUUAAACCGUCAUAUUCGAAUAGAACAUCUAAAAUUCAAAAGAUACAUCCAAGCUGUACAGAUGCAUAACUGUAUCUAUUGUGAUUUCACUACUAAUAGGAAAGAAAACCUUCAGACUCACUUGAAUUCAUUGCACACCUUAGAGAACAUAUUUUCUUGCAAAUUUUGCAGUUAUGUAGGAACCCGUAUAGACUCUUAUCGUAGACACAUGCAAGCCAUCCACACUCCAAAGAAAAAACAUUAUGAAUGUACCCGCUGCAGUUUCAAAACUUUGAGGAGAGAUUUAUUUGAUUUGCAUUUCAGUGAGGACCACAAAGAGAUCAAGAUUUUUCCAUGCAAGUUUUGCCAUUACAGAGCAACUUUUGCCUGUAAUUUGAGAAGGCAUAUUCAAAGAAAACAUUCUUGAAGAUAGGUCAGUUGUUUUUCAUAUUGUUUAUUGUUAUUUGAUUGAAGUAGUUUUUUUUAUUGUUUUUUGUUAUUAUGCCAGAAAGAUAUAUUUUAUUUGUUAUGUGGACUUUAUUACUAUAUACAAUCAAUCUUUAAAUUGUAGAGUACAAAUUCAUAUAUGCAAUAAAAGUUUUAUGUUGAUCAAUAAUAUAAGGGAGGUUCAAAUGGAAAACACAUAAUGUUAUCUGCAUGAUGAAGUUGAUUAUAUUCCAUAUAAUUGUC
Molecule: messenger RNA, 1134 nt
Organism: Harmonia axyridis
Lineage: Eukaryota; Metazoa; Arthropoda; Insecta; Coleoptera; Coccinellidae
Product: zinc finger Y-chromosomal protein-like
Exons: 3
Coding region: 95-871 (258 amino acids)
Biological process (GO): regulation of gene expression
Cellular component (GO): nucleus
Source: RefSeq, a predicted model, not a curated record